GCCUACUUUCUAAUUACGAUCAUCGGGAUAGCCCAAUCGAUCGGGGCCCUGUUAGCUGGUUUCACCGCUUUUAUUCGUCACAUAGCCUACGCUAACCAUUGGGUUUACACCGUAUCCGUGGCCGGCCAUGCAAUAUCGAGCAUGCUGUUUAGUACUGGCGGAACAUUCGGCGUCUUCGCCCUGUAUGGAACACUAUUCGGGUUCUUUUUUGGUAUGCAGCUGGGAGCGUUGGCAAACGUUGUCAUAGAUUUAUUCGGAAUUAAAAAGUUCAACAACAGCUUUGGUCACUUCCUGUUUGCCGAAGGAAUUGGAUAUCUAAUUGGAGGUCCCAUUGCAGGUGCAAUUCGUGAUUACACUAGGAGUUACGUCAUAUCGUUCCUGUGCGCUGGUUCGUUCAGUCUGCUGAGUUCUGCUCUCCUCGUCCUGCUGUAUAUCCUCGACAAAAGAAAAAAACCCGCACCGACCGACGUUGACGGAAAGCAACGCCACUCUUUAGUAGAUCAUCAGAGAGCUGAGGAACAGUAUCACCCUCGCACGAUGUCUACGCUAACAGCUGAGAUUGAGGUGGGAUCGUUGGCAAACGUUGUCAUAGAUCUCUUCGGAAUUAAAAAGUUCAACAACAUCUUUGGUUACUUCAUGUUUGCCGAGGGAAUUGGAAGUCUAAUUGGAGCUCCCAUUGCAGGUGCAAUUCGUGAUUACACCAGGAGUUACGUCAUAUCGUUCCUGUGCGCUGGUUCGGCCAGUCUGCUGUGUUCUGCUCUUCUCGUCCUGCUGUAUAUCCUCGACAAAAGAAAAAACCCGCACCGACCGACGUUGACGGAAAGCAACGCCACUCUUUAGCAGAUCAUCAGAGAACUUAGGAACAGUAUCACCCUCGCACGAUGUCUACGCUAACAGCUGAAACCGAGGUAGCUGGCGCUCAUAACAUCCAGGUUCCUUGUAACCCUGUCACGCGUGAAUAGUACUAUAUAUUUUAUUGAUGUGGGCAGUGAUGUUGCACUGAAAAUAUACAAAUAGCAUAAUGUGGCCGUAAUUCAAUAUACAUACCUAUACUACUGUUUACGCGGAAUAUGAACUGACCACACUCGCGUAUCACGUAUAUGUACACCAUGUGUGAAAGAUCGACGUGAAAGAAAUAUUUUCUACAGAAUAUUGCGAAAAACAUUGUCUAUAUGUAUGUUAGAUAACUUAGAACCGU
Molecule: messenger RNA, 1198 nt
Organism: Priapulus caudatus
Lineage: Eukaryota; Metazoa; Priapulida; Priapulimorpha; Priapulimorphida; Priapulidae
Exons: 4
Coding region: 142-840 (232 amino acids)
Biological process (GO): transmembrane transport
Molecular function (GO): transmembrane transporter activity
Source: RefSeq, a predicted model, not a curated record